Molecule: messenger RNA, 1110 nt
Organism: Bipolaris oryzae ATCC 44560
Lineage: Eukaryota; Fungi; Ascomycota; Dothideomycetes; Pleosporales; Pleosporaceae
Exons: 2
Coding region: 1-1110 (369 amino acids)
Source: RefSeq, a predicted model, not a curated record
AUGGCACUGAAGAACUUCAACCCCGAUACAUUUCUGGACGAAUGGUCAGAAGAAAAGUACUCGCCAUUACACACCGAAAAAUCUCUCGCAAGAUGCCUGGGAGAAGCUUUCGACAUCCCGCCUACAGACAGCUAUGUUUAUCGGGCGCAUGCACAGACAACGCUGCACGCCACGCAGCGAGCCAUUGACGCAAAGAGAGAACAUGGACUACACGGAUGGUAUCAAGAUGAGGAGGGCCAGCCUACCUAUCCCACCCCCGACGAAAUAACCGCCUACACCUCUCUCUUCUCCCCAACCACCUCCCUCCCCAAAUCCCUCAAUUCCUACCUCAAAAGCUCAAAAGCAAAUUCCCUCCGCCAAAAAAUAGCCACCCACCUAACCUCCCGCUACCUCAACACCACACCCCCAGCCUCCAGCCUCCUCCCCAGCAAAAAAGAUCGCGAGCACAAAAACCCCUAUCUAGACCUCUGGACCUACUCGUGCAACGAACUCGAAUGGGCCGGUCCCGUCCCCGAAACAACGGGCACGAAAAUAAGCCAUCACAUUCUGCCCCUCUUCUACCACCACUUCGGCUGCGUCGUCCCUUCCUACGCGGCUCUGCACGUGCUUGCAAAACUAGCGCAGCCUGCGCGCCCAAGUAAAGAAGAUGUGCGUCCAAUCCUCGACAUGGGGUCUGGAAACGGGUACUGGACGUAUAUGCUUCGGCAUUUUCCCGUGGCGCAUAUCGGGGCGACCAAGGCGUUGGAUGUGCGGGCUGUGGAUAGCCAGGUGAGUGAGUACAGGGUCAUGUGGAUCAAAGAUACGAUUAAGAUGGAUGGGAGACAGUAUUUGAUGCGGAAUGGCGGGGGCAAAGGGUGUGUGCUGUUGCUUGUGUAUCCGCAGGCGACGGGGGAUUUUACGGGGCCGAUGAUGAAGGCGUUUGAAGGAGAUACGAUUGUGGUUGCGGGGACGCAGAAUGGGAAUGGGUUUACGGGGUUUAGGGAUGUGGUAGUGGAUGAGUGGGUGGAGAAGAACUUGAGUCAGUUUGAGCUCGUGUUGAGGAUGCCGCUGCCGAGUUUUGCGGGCAAGGACGAGGCGCUAUUUGUGUUUCAGAGGAAGAAGUCGGGUUGA